AAAACUCUGAAGCAGAAAAGCCAAGCAUCAGCAUCAGCAGUAGCAGUACCGGAGACACUUCAAGCCAAGAGUCGAAAGAAAAACUGGUUUUUGAGGAGGAUGUGCUUUUUACCCCCGAAGAAAAAGAAGAGAGGAAACGAAAACGACUCGCGAUGAGCUCGUGCUGUGUUAAGGAAGCAUGGAGAUACUACAGACAGGUGACUUACACGCCGGAAGCAGACUUGACUGUAGAAGAAGGAGAAGAAGAGAAAGACCAGAGGGUGGUUCGAUCUAUGGGUGUACUCUACGACCCAACUGUAGACCGGAGGAAGGUUUACCUUGGGAGGAAGUACAAGCAUCUGCUAGACGGCUUCCACAAGAUACAGGAAGCUCCGUCGUCUCCUUACAUACGCCCUCACCCGCCGCGUUUGAUGGACGUUACAGGUCGACGGCUGACGAUGCCCGGGGUCACCAGAGGUCAGAUGCCAGAAGUGGAUGUGGAGUAUAUACAUCCCGGCUCCAUCUCAGACAAGAGCCAAAUCAGCAGAAUCUACAACCUGUACUUUGCCAACGCGGUCGAAUCGGAGGAAGAUUCCACACAGACACACUCGGAGGACUUUGUGCAGCAGGGGCAGAGAGAUACACACAGGGAGAGAGGAGAUGAGAAACAUGUUGCUGAUGAGGAUUUUGACCUGGAAAAUUAUCCCUUAGACAACCAGGGGAACCCUAUUGGGAAAACUACAGGCUUCUGCGAGUGGUGCCAUCAUGAAAUUCUGCCUAUUCCAACCCCUUGGACUCUUCGAAACACAUGGGACAAAAGUAAAUUGUAUUGCUGUAAAAAGUACAAAGAUUUCCUUGACGAGGCGGAGGCCUUUGAGAAAAAAAUGCAGGCAGAAAAGGACGCUGCCAAUUUCCUCAUUGACAUUCGACCCCACGCACCUCUCACAGCGUCAGGACGAGAGAAGAAGAAGAAAGAAGGUGACGGGGAGGGCAAGGAGACCGAGGAGGAAGCACAGUUAGAAAGCUGAAGCGGUGCGCCUCUCCCGCAUGAAGACCAAAGGUGUGGACACGUUCGACCUGCCAUGGGACCCCUACGAGAGUAGAUUCAACCACCCGCGGCUCUUCAACGACGAGAUUUUCGAUGACAGCAUCUACCACUGCUAUCCGCACCCCGACGUCGUGUUCAGCCAGUCCGGCGUCUAUAUCGGUGCAACCGACACAAAGAAGGAAGGCGUUCCCAGUCCCUCUCCAGAUGGAACCAAUAAGCCGCCAAAGUCGAAAGAACAGGACGGACGAUAGUGAAGACAACGAUACAGGGUGCCUUUGGAUACCAUUGGAUGCGUUUUCAUCAUACCGUCCAAUGGCCAAGUGUGAUUUCUACACUUCUACUGUCGUGGCUGCUUAUAGGCUUUAAUUGUAAUAACAUACACUGACACUGUUGGGGUCGUACGUAGAGAUGAAUUAAGAUCCUUAACAAUAACUAGCAUUGCCGCUAUCAUUGAAAACGUUAGUGCUCUGGCAAAUACAAUGGGCACGCAAACAGAGGCCACACACGACUUGUCUCGCUAUACGCACGUGCGCGUGGACCUUUUCCCUCAUUGCCAUUUAAUUGGAUCCAGAUACAUUCAAAUAAUAGAGGUCCAUGGUGAAUCAGAAUUAACCAAGAGCGUAAAGUCUUGCAUAACAUAAUACGUGUGUAUGUCUAUGGUUUUUAUACUGACUCUAGUCGUAGUCAUUCAAGUAAGUGGUUUUAAUAGUGACAGUAGUGGCAGUAAAUCAUCAAUUCCAGGGUCACACCUUCACCUCACCUAUCCUGUAGACUGUGUGUCCGUUGGGGCGCUUUUGAAAAUUUGGUCACCAGCUUCCUCCACUCCUUCCGGUGUUCAGCUUUCUUGAGCGUGUCUUUUAGUUCCAGGACUGUCCAUUUCUUGAUGUUGUCCUCCUAACUCUUUUUCAGUCUGCCAAUUCUCCUUUCCCCAGAACGCUGCAUUGCAGAAUCAUCUUGGCAAGGCCGGAUGAACAGAUGAUGUGUCCAUACCAAUAAAGUUUUCAUUUCCUGACUAGAGUGAGAAGUUCGGCACGUCCAAUUUCGGUUUUGAUCCGUUGUUUGACUUCAUCAUCAGUGAUGCGAUCUUUGUAUGAGAUACCAAGGAUUUUUCGGAAGCAUCGCA
This is a messenger RNA of Aplysia californica (California sea hare), 2150 nucleotides long. RefSeq lists its product as uncharacterized. Lineage: Eukaryota; Metazoa; Mollusca; Gastropoda; Aplysiida; Aplysiidae. The record is from RefSeq and is a predicted model, not a curated record.